AAAACGAUACUUUCUACCAAACGCACUGUUUCGGGAUUCGGUUUGUGACUGUCGCCGAAACCAAACAUCAUUAACGAGAUUUCAUUACAAAAUGUUAUUUUUUGGGAAUCCAUUUCAAUCGUGUCAACAAUCGCACACACAUAACCUCAAUUUGACAACAAAUAUUUGUCCCAAUCAAAUUAAGCCAUUUAAAAAUAUCCACUCCUGAUUGGCCCACAUUUUUCAGCAUGGCCAAUCAAAAAUUAAAAUCCCCAAGUCGAAUGUCAAACACAUUAUAACUUGUGAUUAUAAUUUUUGAAAGAUAAACACGUUUUUCGAAGGGAAGUGAAGUGAGAAUGGUUGUAAUUACGACAUUUAAACCACCAGAAUCUCCAGUAAAACUUGAACAACCCAAUGUAGUCGUAAUUUUGGAUAAAAGAGACUUGGGGACUGGGACUUUGUUUGUGAGCGAAAGGACAAUCAGUUGGCAAAAAGACGGAACUACAGGUUUUUCAAUUGAAUAUUACAACGUCUCACUCCAUGCGGUGUCUAAAGACCCCAAUGUGUGUGAAAGGGAUUGUAUUUAUAUUUUGACCGAUCCCCACAUAAAUAUGUUUGGUGAUAAUAAUGACCAGAGGCCAGCAAAUGAUGAGGAUAGUGAUGUUGAGUCAGAACCAGAUCUCUCGGAACUGAUUUUAGUUCCUGAAAACCCCACACAUGUACCCAAUAUUUAUGAGGCUAUAAAAUUGUGCCAAGAAUUAAAUCCAGAUCCUGCCGAUGUUGAAGAUGAGGAUGAUGAUAAUUUAUUUGCAGAUGCUGAAGAAGAAAUGUAUAUAGAGGCUGAAUCUGAACAAAUUGGGGACGCUGUCGUGAACAGUUUGGCUGAAAGGCUACAAAACAAUUCAGUUGACGUCCAAUACAGCUACAGAAAUGGUAAUGAAGAUGAGGACUUUGAAGAUGCAGACUGAUCGCUUGCAUAGUUAUUAGGUUUUGUAUCUUUAAUUUUAAUUAAUUUUUAAUAAAACACUAAAAUGUGAAAA
Messenger RNA from Tribolium madens (black flour beetle), 1019 nucleotides. RefSeq names its product methylosome subunit pICln-like. Gene Ontology annotation, cellular component: methylosome; spliceosomal complex; plasma membrane. The record is from RefSeq and is a predicted model, not a curated record. Gene Ontology annotation, biological process: chloride transport; spliceosomal snRNP assembly; cell volume homeostasis. Bases 336 to 947 code for a protein of 203 amino acids. The transcript is spliced from 4 exons. NCBI's taxonomy places the organism in Eukaryota, Metazoa, Arthropoda, Insecta, Coleoptera, Tenebrionidae.